Molecule: messenger RNA, 300 nt
Organism: Lathyrus sativus (Indian pea)
Lineage: Eukaryota; Viridiplantae; Streptophyta; Magnoliopsida; Fabales; Fabaceae
Source: the annotation of a GenBank genome assembly
AUGUGGCCUCUUUUGAGAAACCUUAACAACACAAGAAAGAGUUCAAAGGUUGCUGAUGAAAACAUGUUCCAACAAGGAAACAAUGUUGUUGAGGGAAGAGGAAUAAGAAGACAACAUCAUGGUUGGGGGAAUAUAGUGUUUAGUAUUCUUCAAGCUCCAAUUUCAAUACUAUCUUGUGUUUCUCAUCCUCAAGUUAAUGGUUCUGAUGGUGUUUGGGUAAGUGGGGGUGAAUUUUCACAAAUUUCUGAAAUGAAUCAUCUUAUGGUAAAUGAUAGCAUGAGAUAUGCAAUUUUGAUGUAA